UGAGCUGUGAACCACAGAUCUGUUAAAGCAUGUGAUGUAUGUAGAUAUGAAACUCCCAUUUGAUCUCAUUCAGCAAACACAACCAGACAGAAAAAUACCCUCUUGACCUCCUACAGCAAAUCUAUAUCUGUUGAUGAGUGAGACGCAAUGUGGAUUAUACUUUUUACCACAACAACCUUCUGUUUUUCUAUGUCCCGAGCUGGUGACUUUUGUGAAAAUGUUCUUAAAGAAUGCCGAGACAGUGACCCGUCAUGGAUAGGUUGUUACGAGGAUCGAAUUAUGACCUGCAAGCCAAGAGGCCGCUCCAUGACAGGCAUCAAACAACUCAAAGUAGACUCACUUCAAGAGGUUGAUGUGAGUCCUACAUUUGAACAUAGAGUUCAGAUCCCAUCAUCAGCUCUACAAGAAAGCAUAGGAAAUGUGUCUGAGGUGGAUGUCCUGGUGGUGGCCUCUGUAAUAAACAGCAGUUAUUUUAAGCUGAGUCCUCCCCAAAGAAGUAGGACACCACAAAUUCAUCGCAGAAAUGGCAAAGUAUUUAGGGACUCAGCCGUAUGUGUGCGGGCAGGAAACCGUGCAGUCGAGAAUCUCUUACAACCCAUCACGUUAACCUUCAAACACAACAAAGAGGUUGAAAGUGGAACGUGUGUAUUUUGGAAGGAAACAUCAGCAAAGGAUGGAACAGGUUACUGGAGCAAUGAAGGCUGUGACACAAAUUACACGGCACAUGAAUUUAUUUGCAGCUGCAACCAUCUGAGCUUCUUUGCUGUGCUUGUGAAUCCAGGAAUAUCGGUGACAAAAGCUGAUGCCGACAAACUAAACUACAUCACUUACAUUGGAUCAGGACUCUCCGCCCCCUUCGCACUGAUCAGUUUGUUCAUCUAUAUUUAUCUACAUCGGCGGCAUCCUGAGAAAUCCAUAAGUCUGCACAUGCAGCUAACAGUGGCGAUGUUCUGCCUCCAUCUCACCUUCCUGCUGUCCAGCCUCCUGGCACAACUACUGAAGGAAAAAGAGGACGGCUCAUCUUGCCUGGUACUGGGUCUGGUUUUACACUGGUCCCUUCUGGCCACCAUGACCUGGAGUGCUCUGGAGGGGUUCCACCUCUACCUUCUGCUCAUCCGGGUCUUUAACAUCUAUGUGAGGAGGUACCUGCUCAAACUCAGCCUGAUUGGAUGGGGUUUUCCUACACUGGUUGCAGCUGUUUGUGGGAUUUCACGUGUUUAUGGCAAAUACACUCUGAAAUACAGCAACAGCAAUUUAACACAACACAUGUGCUGGAUGAGCAACGAGUCUGAACAAAAGCUUCUCGUAGUCAGCUACAUCACUACCGUGGCCUUUCCUUUCUUGGUGGUUGUGUUCAAUGCCUGCAUGCUGGGGCUGGUGGUGUUUAAGAUGUUGGAGCUAAGAAGGGGUGAUAGAAGCUUUGGAAGCAGCAGUGACUGGAAGAAGAUAAACAAAGAGAGAAAGAAGAGGUUAUGGAAGGACUGUGUCACAGUGCUGGGCCUCAGCUGUGUGCUUGGGUUACCUUGGGGGUUAGCCAGCACUACAUACGUUUCACUCGCUGGGAUCUACAUAUUCACCGUAUUGAACUCCCUUCAAGGUGUAUUUAUUUUCCUGUGGUCUGUGGCGAUGGCCUGGUCAAAAUCUCAACCUGAAAAUAACUCAUCAAUCAGAGACUCUUCCUCUCAGAAAAUGAUGACUACUAGUUUCAACAGCAGAAACUGAAAAGACUAAUGCAUUAUCCAUGACCUAUAUUAGGUGUUGCGCUUCUAUUGAUAUGUAGUUCAGUAUUACCAAUAGGGCUGCCACGAUUAGUCGACUAUCAAAAUCGACGAC
Molecule: messenger RNA, 1833 nt
Organism: Pundamilia nyererei
Lineage: Eukaryota; Metazoa; Chordata; Actinopteri; Cichliformes; Cichlidae
Product: G-protein coupled receptor 56-like
Exons: 12
Coding region: 148-1722 (524 amino acids)
Biological process (GO): adenylate cyclase-activating G protein-coupled receptor signaling pathway; cell surface receptor signaling pathway
Cellular component (GO): plasma membrane
Molecular function (GO): G protein-coupled receptor activity
Source: RefSeq, a predicted model, not a curated record